UAAUAGCGCAUCAACAGAGAGAGCAAAAUAUGGCAAAAACUCAAUCAUCCUAAUAUCGUCACUUUCUUAGGCUGCAGUGGGCCUAAAAACGAGUUUCCUUUUAUGAUUAGCGAAUGGAUGCCGAAGGGAAACGCCAGGCUCUACGCUCGCAAACAUAGAGAACGAAAGAAGAAUGGAACAGGACAAGAUGCCGAUUGUGUAAAAAUAGUGAGUGAUUCAAGUGUGAUUUCGUUUACCCGCUCUGAUGUGUGGCGUGAUCUCACUACUAAAGUGGUAUGUGUCCGAGUUGUCGAGCAGGGUGACUUUGGUCUUGAUGUUCGCUGUAGUCUUGAUGUUGCCGAGGGAUUGGUUUAUCUUCAUUCUCAGGGGAUCAUCCACGGAGGGCUCAAAGCCAGCAACAUCCUCAUCGAUACAGACCACAAAGCUCGCAUCACAGAUUUCGCCUUGGCAUCAAUCGCAGCUGAGGUCCAGACAGGCAGCCGGCCACCUCCUAUGAGAUGGUCCGCUCCCGAAGUGUUGGAAGGCGAGCUUAAGGAACCAGGCGCAGAUAUCUACUCAUUCGCAUGUACCAUCCUGGAGAUAAUAACGGAUGCUGACCCAUUCCAGCGUCAUACGCAUUUGUAUCGCCUCCAUCGUCUCAUCCGUGAGGGUCUUCGACCUGAUUUUCCGGAGUCCCCAGUGGCUUGGGACAGGGGCUUGACAAACGCUUCGUGUCCACUUUGGCUCCUGAUGCAAGCAUGCUGGGCGCCGAGAGCCAAUACAAGGCCAGAUGCUGGUGAAGUGCGGGACAGGAUGAGAGACAUUUGGCAAUCGAGAGGUGGCCAACCAUACUGGAAAUAACUAUGGGGACGAAGACUC
Molecule: messenger RNA, 858 nt
Organism: Cantharellus anzutake
Lineage: Eukaryota; Fungi; Basidiomycota; Agaricomycetes; Cantharellales; Hydnaceae
Product: kinase-like domain-containing protein
Exons: 3
Coding region: 103-840 (245 amino acids)
Biological process (GO): protein phosphorylation
Molecular function (GO): protein kinase activity; ATP binding
Source: RefSeq, a predicted model, not a curated record